CGCGAGCAGCGAAAGAGGAGAAGUGAUCGCACGCCGAGCACGGAUCUACGUUGCGUUUAUGUCGAGUUUUCGCGAAUUUUUCAACAUAGUAAUCAAUUUGAGUGGGUGAUCGGUGUCAGAUUAGUUAAUUAACAAACGAUAAUGGCCUCAGACGAGGAGGUUGAUGAAAGCUUUGCCGGAGAGGAAGAAGCGGAUGAAGCUGGAGUAGCAGUACCAAAUGCUGGUCAACCUGUUGGCGAGGGCUCCUCUGAUGCUGAGGAGUCUCAGAGAUUGGAGGAAGAUGAUGACUAUGAGCCAGAAGAACGUAAGAAGAAGAAAGGAAAAAAGCGAAAAGCUCGUAGCGAAGAUAAGAAAGGCAAAAAAAAGAAGAAGAAGAAAAAAUCCGAUUCAGGAGAUGAGAGUGACUUUGCUGGGGCUGAACCAGCAGAGGGUGCAGGGGAGGAUAGUGACUAUGCAGGAAAUCGUAAAAAUCGAAAAUCUUCCUCAAGAAAAUCUUCUGGUCAUAAUACAUCAGCAGUACAACCUCAAGAACCCAAUACUGGAAUGCCAACAAUAGAAGAAGUUUGUAGCACAUUUGGGCUCACCGAUGUACAGAUUGAUUAUUCUGAAGCAGAUUUCCAAAAUCUUACGACAUACAAGCUGUUCCAGCAACAUGUCAGGCCUCUUUUAGCUAAAGAAAAUCCAAAGGUGCCUAUGUCUAAGCUGAUGAUGCUAGUAGCUGCUAAGUGGAGGGAUUUCUCCGAGCUGAAUCCCAACACUCAACCAGAUGCGGAUGCACCAUCUGGGAACCUCGAUGAUGAUAGCAGAAGUUCGAGAGGUAAUCGUGGAGCUCCUGUUCAAGAGAUCGAUGAAGAUGAAGAUGAGGAUGAUGACAGUGAUCGAAGAAGAAAAUCCAGAGGCUCACGAGCCAAGAAAGGAAAGAAGGCUUCAAAAGUUCCCACCCUAAAAAUUAAACUGGGAAAACGUAAACGUGGCAGUUCGGAUGAAGAGGCAGAAGGCAGCGGUGCUGGGUCUGACAGAGACUCAGACAUGGAGUUUGAGCAAAUGCUUGCUGAUGCAGAAGAGCCCACAGGAGCAGAGGGUGGUGGUAAAGGGCCUGAAGAAAGUGGUACCGAAGCUGCCCCAGCUGAUCCUCCAGUUAGAAGAAAGGCUAAAACUAAAAUCGGCAACAAGACUAAAAAGAAGAAGAAGACUAAGACUACAUCAAAAUUUCCUGAUGGCGAGGAAGGUCUCCAGACCGACCACCAAGACUAUUGCGAAGUGUGUCAGCAGGGUGGUGAAAUCAUAUUGUGUGAUACUUGUCCUAGGGCAUACCAUCUGGUUUGUCUCGAGCCAGAAUUAGAGGAAACUCCUGAGGGCAAGUGGAGCUGCCCUCACUGCGAAGGCGAAGGUAUUGCAGGUGGUGCGGCUGAUGAUGAUGAUGAGCAUAUGGAAUUCUGCAGAGUCUGCAAAGAUGGUGGUGAACUUCUGUGUUGCGAUAGCUGCACGAGCGCUUAUCACACGCAUUGUUUAAAUCCUCCGCUUUCUGAAAUACCCGACGGCGAUUGGAAGUGUCCAAGAUGUUCUUGUCCGCCGAUUCAUGGAAAAGUGGCCAAGAUUCUUACUUGGCGAUGGUCAGAAUGUCCCGAAACGCCAUCAGAGGAACCAUCGACGAGUAAAGCUGCUCCCAAGCAACGUAAAAUGCGAGAAUUUUUCGUCAAGUGGGCCGAAAUGUCCCAUUGGCAUUGUGAUUGGAUCACAGAGUUACAGUUGGAUGUUUUUCAUCCACUUAUGUUCAGAAACUACACUCGCAAAUACGAUAUGGAUGAUCCUCCAAAAUUGGAAGAACCACUCGAUGAAUCGGACACCAGAGUAAAACGGUUACAGCAGCAAGAUGGAGCUACGAACAGAGAUAACUACAAUUUGGAAGAGCGAUUCUAUCGAUAUGGAGUUCGCCCAGAGUGGUUAGUAGUGCAUCGAGUGAUAAAUCAUAGAAUACAGAGAGAUGGUAGGGCGACAUAUCUCGUCAAAUGGAGGGAUCUCGGCUACGACCAAGCUACCUGGGAAGAUGAAAACGCGGAUAUUCCUGGGUUGAAACAAGCCGUAGAAUAUUAUCUAGAUUUGAGGGCCGCAAACAGCUGUGAUGGAAGUUCAUCUCGUAAGGGUAAAAAAGGAAAGGGCAAGAGAUCAAAGACCCGUGAAAUAAUUGACGACGAAGAAAGAACACCUAAGAGAUAUACACCUCCUCCAGAAAAACCCACAACUGAUUUAAAGAAGAAAUACGAACGGCAACCAGAUUAUUUAGAUAUAACAGGAAUGCAGUUACAUCCCUACCAGUUGGAGGGCUUGAACUGGUUGAGGUACUCAUGGGGUCAAGGAAUAGACACGAUAUUGGCCGAUGAAAUGGGUUUAGGAAAAACAAUUCAGACUAUUACAUUCUUGUAUUCUCUUUACAAAGAAGGGCAUUGCAAAGGACCAUUCCUUGUUUCUGUUCCGUUAUCUACAAUCAUAAACUGGGAGCGUGAAUUUGAAACAUGGGCGCCAGACUUUUACUGUGUUACUUAUGUCGGUGACAAGGACAGCCGUAUUGUGAUACGUGAAAAUGAAUUGUCCUUUGAAGAAGGAGCUGUACGUGGUGGUCGAGCGUCCAAGAUCCGUAGUUCGCAAAUAAAGUUCAAUGUUUUGUUAACUAGUUAUGAAUUGAUCUCCAUCGAUUCAGCAUGUCUGGGAUCUAUUGAUUGGGCUGUUCUAGUCGUAGACGAGGCUCACAGGUUGAAAUCCAAUCAGUCAAAAUUCUUUAGAUUACUAGCUUCGUACAAUAUUGCGUACAAACUUCUAUUGACUGGAACACCGCUGCAAAAUAAUUUAGAAGAACUGUUUCAUUUGCUUAAUUUCCUGUGCCGUGACAAGUUCAAUGACUUGGCAGCCUUCCAAAAUGAAUUUGCUGAUAUAUCAAAGGAAGAACAAGUCAAGAGAUUGCACGAAAUGCUUGGACCCCAUAUGCUCCGAAGAUUGAAGGCUGACGUGCUUAAAAAUAUGCCGAGUAAAUCAGAGUUCAUUGUUAGAGUUGAACUAUCACCUAUGCAAAAAAAAUACUACAAAUAUAUUUUAACGCGAAAUUUCGAAGCUCUGAAUCCCAAGGGUGGAGGGCAACAAGUUUCACUGUUGAACAUCAUGAUGGAUCUGAAAAAAUGCUGUAAUCACCCAUAUUUGUUCCCUGCUGCAUCUCAAGAAGCUCCCACUGGUCCUAAUGGCAAUUACGAAGGUUCAGCUUUGAUCAAAGCAGCUGGAAAACUCGUACUAUUGAGCAAAAUGCUUAAAAAAUUACGAGACGGUGGGCACAGAGUUCUGAUAUUCUCUCAGAUGACAAAAAUGUUGGACAUUCUUGAAGACUAUCUAGAAGGGGAAGGUUAUAAGUACGAGAGAAUUGACGGAAACAUCACUGGAACGCAGAGACAAGAAGCUAUCGAUAGGUUCAAUGCUCCAGGUGCGCAGCAGUUUGUGUUUCUUUUAUCCACACGAGCUGGUGGUCUUGGUAUCAAUUUGGCUACAGCUGACACUGUGAUAAUCUACGAUUCCGAUUGGAAUCCGCAUAAUGAUAUCCAAGCUUUCAGUAGAGCUCAUAGAAUUGGACAAGCGAACAAAGUGAUGAUAUACAGAUUCGUCACACGUAAUUCUGUUGAAGAAAGAGUAACUCAAGUAGCGAAGCGUAAAAUGAUGCUCACGCACUUGGUUGUGCGCCCUGGUAUGGGAGGCAAGGGUGCCAAUUUCAGCAAGCAGGAAUUGGAUGACAUUCUCCGAUUUGGUACUGAGGAGCUGUUUAAGGAAGAAGAGGGUAAAGAAGAUGAGGCUAUCCAUUACGACGAUAAAGCCGUUGCCGAGUUACUGGAUAGAAGUAAAGAGGGAAUUGAGCAGAAAGAAAACUGGGCAAACGAAUAUUUGAGUUCUUUCAAAGUUGCUUCGUAUGUGACUAAAGAGGGUGAAAUUGAGGAAGAAGCUGAUACAGAAAUUAUUAAACAAGAAGCUGAAAAUACUGACCCCGCUUACUGGAUCAAACUUUUGAGACAUCACUACGAACAGCAACAAGAAGACAUCGCAAGGACGCUGGGAAAAGGCAAGCGUGUAAGAAAACAAGUUAAUUACAACGAUGGUGGAGUGACCGGUGAUCAAGGUACGAGAGAUGAUCAACCAUGGCAGGAGAAUUUGUCAGACUAUAACAGUGACUUUAGCGCACCUAGUGACGACGAUAAAGAGGAUGACGACUUUGAUGAAAAAGGUGAUGGAGAUCUUUUGUCUCGAAGAAGUAGACGUCGUUUGGAGAGACGUGACGAAAAGGACAGACCUCUGCCACCACUCUUGGCAAGAGUUAAUGGAAAUAUUGAAGUCCUUGGUUUUAAUGCCAGGCAGCGUAAGGCAUUCUUAAACGCUAUUAUGAGGUAUGGAAUGCCUCCACAGGACGCCUUCAAUUCGCAGUGUAGGUUGGUGCGAGACCUGAGGGGCAAAUCGGAAAAGAACUUCAAGGCCUACGUAUCAUUGUUCAUGCGCCAUCUGUGCGAACCCGGAGCUGAUAAUGCUGAAACUUUUGCCGACGGAGUUCCGAGAGAAGGUCUUAGCCGCCAACAUGUCUUGACCAGGAUUGGAGUCAUGUCGCUCAUUAGGAAAAAGGUUCAAGAAUUCGAACACAUAAAUGGCUACUAUUCGAUGCCAGAAAUGAUUCGCAAACCCGUUGAACCUGUUGAACCUGUAAAAGCGGAAGGAGCUGGGGAUAGCGGAGCUACUGGUACAAGUAGUACCAGUGCAACACCUGCCACAUCGAAUGCUCCAAGUCCCAGUCCAGCCGCUACGCCAACACCCGUUAAUAUUUCUAAUGAUCCCGCCGUUAAACCUAAUACUGAGUCUCUGGAGUCGAGAGAAACCAAGGAGGAUGUUAAAGAGAAAGACAAAGAGACUACAGACGCACAAGAAAUAAAAGAGGAGCAGAAAGAGCCGAAAGACGAAGAAGAACUUAACAAAGACAAAGAGAACGAGGAAGAAAAAGAAGAGAUUAAACCGACGGAUGGAGAGGCGGAAAAAUCCGAAAAAGCUAAAGACAAGGUUGAGGCCAAAUCAGAAGAUAAGCAGCCAGUGAAACUCGAUGAAAAGCCUGAAAUCACUGAAAUUAAGCCCAAACCAGAGUCAGAAGAAGAUGUAGUCAUUGUUAAAGAUGACGAUGACGAAACGGACAAAAAAGAAGAAAAAGAAAGCAAACACAAAGAGACGAAGGAGUCCGAUUCAGAGGCAACGAAACCAAAGCGCAAGUUCAUGUUUAAUAUCGCGGAUGGUGGUUUCACCGAACUUCACACUUUGUGGUUGAACGAGGAGAAAGCUGCAGUACCUGGACGUGAAUACGAAAUUUGGCACCGCAGACACGAUUAUUGGCUGCUUGCCGGUAUCGUGACUCACGGUUAUGGUCGUUGGCAAGACAUUCAGAACGAUAUUAGGUUCGCUAUAAUAAAUGAGCCUUUUAAGAUGGAUGUUGGCAAGGGAAAUUUCCUGGAAAUAAAAAAUAAAUUUUUAGCAAGACGUUUUAAACUCUUAGAACAGGCUCUCGUUAUAGAAGAGCAACUCAGGAGAGCUGCUUAUCUAAAUUUAACACAGGAUCCCAAUCAUCCUGCUAUGAGUCUCAACGCACGGUUUGCGGAAGUCGAAUGUCUUGCCGAAUCCCACCAGCACUUAAGCAAAGAGAGUUUGGCCGGUAAUAAACCAGCCAAUGCCGUGCUGCACAAGGUGCUAAAUCAAUUGGAGGAACUUUUGUCGGACAUGAAAUCUGACGUUAGUCGUUUGCCAGCCACAUUAGCGAGAAUUCCUCCGGUUGCUCAACGACUUCAAAUGUCCGAACGAUCUAUCCUUAGCCGAUUGGCCGCUACUGCACCAGGUGGAAAUAAUACUCAAUCGGGUCAAGCUGCAUUGUUAGCUCAACAAUUUCCUGCAGGAUUUUCAGGAGGGCAGUUACCUGCUACCUUCGCAGGUGCUGCAAACUUCGGAAAUUUUAGGCCACAGUAUUCGGUGCCUGGACAACCGCCCCAAGGUUUUACAGCUUGAACAUGUUACCGGACUGACGGCGGCUCAAAGCAUCGCAUCUCGUAGGGUGCAAAGGAAACUCCUGACUAAAUCAUUUGCGUUGUAACCAUAUUUUUCGUAAAUCACAAUUUUUAGCUAAAUUUUCAUUAGCUAAGGUAAGAUCUAAGCACUUAACAUAAUACUUAAUAAUAAAUUCACUUUUCCUGUAUUUAUUAUGUGUACAUUUAACGUCGAAUCAUGUUUUUUAAUGACAAUAUGAUAAUUGACGAAACAGAUAUAAGUUAUAGAAUUUUAAAAUUGAAAGUAGUACACAUUUAGCUUUACACUUUCAAUUAAACAUCGCAUUGUGUACUGACAUAUAUAUGCAAAAAAAUGGUGAUUUGACUUACAAAAUACCACUUUGAAAAUCACCGGUUCAAAGGCCGGUGCAUUUGAGCAUUGAAUAAUUUCACUAGGUUCGUAGUUUUUUUUUUUGUUCUCCUUCAAAUAAGUUCAAAGAUUUUUAUAAUUCAAUUGAAGGUAUCUAAAUUUACAUUAUUUAUUGCCUAAUGUCAAAGCAAAAUGAUUUCCCUCAGACACAGUAAUAUAAAGUAUACGUGAUUUUGGUGUAAACAAAUGUAUGCUUGAAGAUAGACUUGUUGGAUUAAUGUUGUCGCAUGAGUACGCAGCGCAAACGUUGUUACAUGAAAAUAUAAAAGGCAUAAGAUGCUAUGCUUGAGGGAACUCUUAACGUCCACCACAUUACUGUAACGCAGGGGACUUUUAUUGUAACAAAGUAGUAAAACUUUCUUAUUAAUUAUAGCGAAUAUAGUUCUUUUAAGCUUC
Athalia rosae (coleseed sawfly) is the source of this 6864-nucleotide messenger RNA. RefSeq names its product chromodomain-helicase-DNA-binding protein Mi-2 homolog (gene Mi-2). Gene Ontology annotation, cellular component: nucleus; chromatin. Gene Ontology annotation, molecular function: ATP hydrolysis activity; DNA binding; histone binding. The transcript has 25 exons. NCBI's taxonomy places the organism in Eukaryota, Metazoa, Arthropoda, Insecta, Hymenoptera, Athaliidae. The coding region runs from base 142 to 6060 and encodes 1972 amino acids. Gene Ontology annotation, biological process: negative regulation of transcription by RNA polymerase II; chromatin remodeling. The record is from RefSeq and is a predicted model, not a curated record.